CCGGGGGAGGGACUCAGACACGCCUCACGCUGUGGGGAAGGCGGCCAGGCCAGGAGGGAGCGUGCUGGGCAGGGAAGGGUUAAGCGCAGGGCUUUCCCACCCCGUCUCCCCCGCCCCAGAGCACAUGGGGCCGGGCUGCAAUAGCGCAGGGACCUUCCUGUCCCAGCCCCGCCGCAGCCCCGGCCGGGCGGGGAGAGGGGCGCGGGGAUCCCGGGCGCUGGCGCGGCGCAGCGAGAGACACUCACCGCAGUCGAGGCAGGAAAUCGCUGCCCGGAGGCAGCGGCCGGAGCGGGGGGAUCGGAGCCGAACUGGCACCGGAGAGACCCCCCCAGCCAGCUCCGGGGCAGCCCGGGGGUCUGUGCAGCUAAGCCAAGCAGGGACCCCCCCACCCAGCCCGCUGGGCCUUCGGGGCAGCCCCGGCCCCUCCUCUCCCCGCGGGGCAGGGUUGGGGGGUUCGCUCCUGCCCCUCGGAGUCUCCCUCCCUUGCGGGGUGCAGGGAAGGGGCCCGGCUGGAUUUCGCCCCCCAGCAACCACCAGGACGCAGGCGGGGAGCCCCCGGGAGCAGGGCCUGCAGAGUGGAGCUGCCUGGGGGGGAGACUCAUGCCGGGAGCCCCCAUGGGCGACGCUCUGACCAUCUGCCCCGACUGCGGGAAGAGCUUCCGCCAUUACUCGUACCUGGUCACCCACCGGCGCGUCCACACCGGGGAGCGGCCCUACAGCUGUGCCCAGUGCGGCCGGGGCUUCUCCCAGCACUCCAGCCUCAUCCGGCACCGCCGCACCCACACGGGCGAGAGACCCUACCGGUGUCCUGACUGCGGCAAGGCCUUCGCCCUCAGCGCCUCCCUCCUGACCCACCAGCGCACCCACACCGGGGAGCGCCCCUACGGCUGUGCCCAGUGCGGAAGGGGAUUCAGCCAGCGCUCGGCUCUGGUUACCCACCAGCGCACCCACACCGGGGAGAGACCCUAUAAAUGCCCUGACUGCGGGAAGAGCUUUGCCAUCAGCUCCCACUGCACUGCUCACCAGAGGAUCCAUGGGGAUCCGGGCGGGGAACCCCCGUACCGGUGCCCCCAGUGUGGGGAGGGCUUCCGGCUCCGCGCCCGCUUCCUGCAUCACCGGCGCAGCCACGCGGGCAGCAAACCCCACCGCUGCCCUGACUGCGGGAAAGGAUUCUCCCGCAGUUUCCUGCUCAAGACGCACCAGCGGAUCCACACUGGAGAGCGGCCCUACCCCUGCCCCGACUGUGGGCGCCGCUUCCGGCAGAGCUCCCAUCUCACCCACCACCGGGCCACCCACACUGGAGAGCGGCCCUACCGCUGCAGCCACUGCGGGGAUGCCUUCCCUUGCAGCUCGGAGCUCUACCUGCACUACCGCAGCCACACCGGGGAGCGGCCCUACCAGUGCCAUGACUGUGGGCGCAGCUACACCACCAACGGCAGCCUGCGGCGGCACCGUGCCAGCCACGCCGUGGGCUAGGGGGUGCAGCCGGCUCGGCCCAUGGGCACCCUCCUGGGCAAGGUGCUGCAUCUUCCUGGCUCUAGGCAGGGCCUUUGUGGCUGUUUGCUGGGUGGAUUGUACUGGGGAAGAGAGCUAGGGAUGGGUUAUAGGGGGCUAAAGGUGGAUCAUACCAGGAGAAAGAAGGAACACAGGGAGAGAUCGAUGGGUCAUCCAGGUGUAGAGCUGGGUCAUACCUGUUAGAAUGUGAAAAGCAGCUCCACUCCAUCUCCCCCUGGCCCUGAUGUUGAGGUUUUCAAAAUGAUCUGAAGUAUGCGUGUAUUUUUCCAAGCACCUUGAAAUAGAGUGUGAGUGUAUCUAUCUGUUCUUAGAUGCAGAAUUAUGUUCUAUGGCUCAAUAUAACAAUCAGCCGACCCACAGAUUGUGCAGGUAGGGGAUGUGAUGUUGAAAGACACUGGCGGCUGCUAUCAGGUGACAAUCGCAGACCUCCUUCGCGCCACUGGCUCCCGUAUGGAGUAGAGAGAGCCACCGAGAAAGGAAGCGACUGCCAAGAGACAUGGCGGGUCAGAACUGAGCUGGUUGCAAACACGAGCAUUAGGAGAUCAGCGUGGGUUGGAGUCAGCAAGCCAAGAGAAGGAGAUGGGAGCAUGACUCUGACAGGAAGCAGAGAGACAGAGCUUCUUGGUCACAGAGCCCACUGGAGGGGCAAAGGUGGGGACUGUGCUGCAGGGAACCUGCCUGCUGUUUGUUUUCUGCGGUGUAUAGGGAAACAGGGUACGGUGGGCAGUCUUUGUAAAUAAACACCAUCACACCUGGAAUAGA
Molecule: messenger RNA, 2277 nt
Organism: Chrysemys picta bellii (western painted turtle)
Lineage: Eukaryota; Metazoa; Chordata; Testudines; Emydidae
Gene: ZNF768
Product: zinc finger protein 768
Biological process (GO): regulation of transcription by RNA polymerase II
Cellular component (GO): chromosome
Molecular function (GO): chromatin insulator sequence binding
Source: RefSeq, a predicted model, not a curated record